GUGCCGGGCGCCAUGUUGGAGGGCUGGUGGUAGCGGCUCGGGGAGGUGUUCGCUCUCUCGGUCUCGCUCUCUCGCUCGCUUCCCCCGGCUCCCUUCGGUGCCCCCCCCGGUCGCCUGCGUGCCGGAGUGUGUGCGAGGGAGGGGGAGGGCGUCGGGGGGGUGGGGGGAGGCGUUCCGGUCCCCGGGAGACCCGCGGAGGGAGGCGGAGGCUGCGAGGGACUCCGGGAAGCCAUGGACGUCGAGAGGCUGCAGGAGGCGCUGAAAGAUUUUGAGAAGAGGGGAAAAAAGGAAGUUUGUCCUGUCCUGGAUCAGUUUCUUUGUCAUGUAGCCAAGACUGGAGAAACAAUGAUUCAGUGGUCCCAAUUUAAAGGCUAUUUUAUUUUCAAACUGGAGAAAGUGAUGGAUGAUUUUCGAACUUCAGCUCCUGAACCAAGAGGUCCUCCCAACCCUAAUGUCGAAUAUAUUCCCUUUGAUGAAAUGAAGGAAAGAAUACUGAAAAUUGUCACUGGAUUUAAUGGUAUCCCUUUUACUAUUCAGCGACUAUGUGAGUUGCUAACAGAUCCAAGGAGAAACUAUACAGGAACAGACAAAUUUCUCAGAGGAGUAGAAAAGAAUGUGAUGGUUGUUAGCUGUGUAUACCCUUCUUCAGAGAAAAACAAUUCCAAUAGUUUAAAUCGAAUGAAUGGUGUUAUGUUUCCUGGAAAUUCACCAAGUUACACUGAACGGUCUAAUAUAAAUGGGCCUGGAACACCCAGGCCACUUAAUCGACCAAAGGUUUCUUUGUCAGUCCCCAUGACAACAAAUGGCUUGCCUGAGAGCGCAGACAGCAAAGAGUCAAACUUACAGCAAAAUGAGGACAAAAAUCACAGUGACUCUGUGACUGCUGAAUCUGAAGGUUCCUCAGUGAGCCCUAUAAAAAAUAAACACCCAGAUGAAGAUUCUGUGGAGGCUGAGGGGCAUGAGGUAAAAAGACUCAGGUUUGACAAAGAAAGUGAAGUCAGAGAGACAGCCAGCCAAACAUCUUCCAGUGAAAUUUCUUCGGUUAUGGUAGAAGAAACAGAAACAUCGUCAUCAUCUCAGGAUAAAGACAAGGAAAGUAGUUGUACCAGACAGCACUGUACAGAAGAGGAUGAAGAAGAGGAUGAAGAGGAAGAAGAAGAGUCUUUUAUGACAUCAAGAGAAAUGAUUCCAGAAAGAAAAAAUCAAGAAAAAGAAUCUGAUGAUGCCUUAACUGUGAAUGAAGAGACUUCUGAGGAAAAUAAUCAAAUGGAAGAAUCUGAUCUGACUCAAGCUGAGAAAGAUUUACAUUCUGAAGGUAGUGAAAAUACAGGCCCUGUAAGUAGUGGUUCUGAUUGCCAUGAGACAGAAGAAUUAGUAGGAUCCAAUUCCAGUAAAACUGGAGAGAUUCUCUCAGAAUCCUCUAUGGAAAACGACGAAGAAGCCACAGAAGUCACAGAUGAACCAAUGGAACAAGACUAACUAUUUAGAAACAUGUAGAUGCAGUAUUUUACAUACAGUUCUGGUUUUACACUGUAUAAAACUUUUAUGUAAUAAAAUGGACCUCUAGUUUUUACAAGAGAAGCAGGUUGUAAAAUAAAGUACUUUAUGGGAUAAAUCCUGAAAGAGUUGUACAUGUAAGAACUGUGAAUAUCAGCUCCUCUGGGUCCUGCUUACCGCUGACUUUUUUUUUCAGUCUGGUCAAAUCAGUGGUUUGUGUAUAGAUUUUUUUUUUUUUUUUUUUGAAUUAAAGUUUUUAAACUGGAAGGUAAUAAUUAUAAUUUUGAAAACCUUUUGGAGAUGAUCACAUUUAGUUUAUACAUAUGCAAGAAGUCUUUUUGUCUUGUCUCUUUCUGACAGCUCUAGCAUUUUUCAUAUUUUGGUCAUAGUUUCAACAUUUUAACAUGUGAAUUAUAGGGUUUCAUUCUGGUUUCCAGAUUUUGUUUGACUAUGUACAAUGGAACUUUAAGUCAUAUAUACAUAUAUAUAUAUAUAUAUAUACAUAUAUAUAUAUACACAUAUAUAUAUUAUUCUAAGGGGGGAAAUGUUAUAUUUUUCUGUUUCUAUAAGAGAUGAAUACAGUGGAUACUUUUUCUAUUGGUAAUGAUUGAGUUCACCUCUUUCAGAAGACAGUUUCAGUUUCUCUUCUGAGUAAUUCAAAUAAAAUCUGGCCCUUGUGAAACCCUGGAAAUAAGUCUGUUGAAAUACCAGGUUAAACACAUUCCAAGAGAUCUGUUCAAACUAAAAUUCUUUUGUAUACUUCUGAGGUGCCUGAGAAAAAGACUUCACUAUUUAUGAGAAAAUAUGCUUUAUCUUGGAAACUGUGUUCAAACAUUAGCUUACUAUUUUGUAGAAUGAAUGCUGACAUGAGACCAUCUCAAAAGAACCCGGCAGGUUCCUUGACCUUUUGCUUGCUUUUCUCAACAUUGUGAAUAUUACACAUUUCUUUCUAAAUUAUUCUAGAGUAUGCAAAUGUCAUUGGUGUGAAACCCCACUGUACUGGAAGAAUUAAUAUAUUACUAUAGUAAUGUACUGGAGCUAAAUGGCUGAAGCUUUAGGGGUGCAUAGAAACCACCAUAAUUUGUAUGACAUUUUGAAGUGAAUUAAAUAUUUUUGAACAUGCUUCUUCGACAGCCAGUGUUAUAUUUUUCAGAUUAACACAAAGCACAAUGAUUACUCUAAACUCAAUAUUUUCAAAUUCACAUAUUUAAAGUCAUGCAAGCUGCAACUUCCCUGUCAAAAUUACUGGCUGCCAAAUUUAUACCUGUUUCUUCAGCUGUACCUUUUGAUAUUUAGAAUUUUUAAAUUUCUGUAAAGUAGAUUUUGUAGAAUGUAAUGUGUUCACUGCCUUUGUGAAGCGGUAUAUAAUUGUAUAAUUUCUGUGUGUAAACUGAAUGCUUGGGCUUUCAAUACAGUAUUCAUAUAAAGCAAUAAAUAUUAAUGUUAUGAAAUAUUCGAGUACAUUUUUAUCAAAAUACAAAAGAAUCCCUUUUUUAGUUUCAGAUAUCUGAAUUACACAAAUGAACUUAGAAAACUGAUGCAAACAGUUUCUGACACUGUAUCAUAAUCCUUGGGGUGAUGUGGGUGGCAAUUACAACUUUUGCAUUUUGACUACUUAAAUUGCUAUAAUUACCAAAUUGGGCUCUGUUUAUGUUUAUAGGGUAAUAUACUACUGACUGACUUGACUGUCAGGUUCACAGCAGCUAGAUGAUAUAUUUAUGAAUAUGUCUAAUAGUUGACAUAAAAACUACAUACUGAUUUACUGUGUCCAGGAGGGGAGAAAAAAAUCACACAUUGUAAAUUUUUAGAAAAUUUUUUGCAAAAAUGUUAAAAUGAAGCAAAUUUUAAAUGUGACAUUCAUUUGUAGUGACUUAUUUUGUUGAGGGAUAUUUUGCCAAUGAGAACAGAUUUUAAACAUUUUAAGUUUAGAAAUUUUAAACUUUUCUUUAGAAUAUUUAUGAAAUUAUUGUCAAUAAACCUAUUCUUUAAGAUCCUGUGACCUUUGAUAUUUUUUGUUUUAAUUGUGCCAUGGACCAUUUGUAAACAAAUCAGUUUACUUUUGUUGGUUAUAAGUUGAAGAUUUAGCAACAUGAUUUUAAGGUCUGUGGUUUUAUUUGUAAACUUGCAAUUGCUAUUUUUGCAAGGGCAAAUGUAUUUCUUUAUUAAAUAAAGUACAAUAAUGGUGAAUGUACCAAAAUGCCAUCAUUUAACUCUAUGAGAGAUCUGCAUUUUAAUCUAUAGUUUAAUAGUUUUAAUAUUUAUUAGAUAUUCAUAUGUUGAUCAUAGAUCAAACUUGUUGCUGUUUAUACAGAUAAUUGUAGAAUGCUCAUGGGAUAUAUUCUUUAGGAUAGGUGGAAUACUUCUGUAGUUAAACUGGGAAACCUUGUUCAGCUGGUUGAAGAUAUUGAUGCCCAUUUGGAAGUAGAUUUCCGCAAGUAUGCAUAGGUGCACUUACACAGACUUUGCUUAAUGAAAAUACGAGUUUUAAUAAUAACUGAUUGAGAUGUGAAUCUUUUAAAGGCUAAUUUUAGGCACAUUUUCUUAACACACAUCAGCAAAGUCAUUAAAAGCUCUAAAUGAAGCAUCAAGACCUCAGUGAUUAAAAAUAAUUAUUUUCUUUUUUUGGCCUUGAGCAGAUUGUUUACCUGUUAGAAUCUAGACUCUGAACCCAACAUGUGAAAAGGACUUUCAGUGCUGAUGAGGAUACAGAGUGUAUAUGUACGAUGUUUUUAGCACUUUCCCGUUUUAAAAAAGUGAAAACAUUAUCCUAGUACAUUUUUCAAAAUACAUCUUUUCAGGUCUGAAAAUGUAGCAGAACAGAGACGAGUAGUGGAAAAUGUCCUAUUUUAAAUGUUGAUUAUUAAAUAAGUUUAAUCCAGUUAGGGUUUAUUGUAACUACACCUUUCACACGUGUGGACAGAGAGCAGUGGGAUUCCCCAUCAGGGGGCUGUCACCCUUUGGCUUGGGAAGGCGUCCCAGAAAUCCUGCAUCAGAAGGUAUAGCCCGUGAAAGCAUGGAGGUUCAGAGUACUUUGUCUUGGUGGUGUAGAUAGGCAUGUAUUU
Panthera uncia (snow leopard) is the source of this 4559-nucleotide messenger RNA. It is a transcript of the gene PPP4R2, whose product is annotated as protein phosphatase 4 regulatory subunit 2. Gene Ontology annotation, biological process: protein dephosphorylation. The transcript is spliced from 9 exons. The record is from RefSeq and is a predicted model, not a curated record. Lineage: Eukaryota; Metazoa; Chordata; Mammalia; Carnivora; Felidae. Gene Ontology annotation, molecular function: protein phosphatase regulator activity. Gene Ontology annotation, cellular component: protein phosphatase 4 complex; cytoplasm; nucleus. Bases 232 to 1479 code for a protein of 415 amino acids.